Coccomyxa subellipsoidea C-169 is the source of this 384-nucleotide messenger RNA. RefSeq lists its product as hypothetical. Bases 1 to 384 code for a protein of 127 amino acids. Gene Ontology annotation, biological process: regulation of mRNA splicing, via spliceosome. The transcript has 2 exons. Gene Ontology annotation, molecular function: mRNA binding. The record is from RefSeq and is a predicted model, not a curated record. NCBI's taxonomy places the organism in Eukaryota, Viridiplantae, Chlorophyta, Trebouxiophyceae, Coccomyxaceae. Gene Ontology annotation, cellular component: nucleus.
AUGAAGGACAAGCUGCUGGAACGGCGGAGCACUCUCAUAGAGGAGCUGAUCAAAACAGAUCACACCUACCGGCCGCCUGCAGACUACAGGCCUGCAAAGAAGCACAGGAAGGUGUUCAUCCCCCAGAAGGAUUAUCCGGGCUACAACUUCAUUGGGCUGAUCAUCGGCCCGCGCGGCAACACCCAGAAGCGCAUGCAGAAGGAGACCAACACAAAAAUUGCCAUCCGCGGCAAGGGCAGCGUCAAAGAGGGCGCCAGCCGCGACCCCAAGUAUGACUAUGGCGAGGACGAGGAGCUGCAUGUGCUCAUCACUGGCGACAAGCAGGAGGACGUGAGCCGCCUGCCCCUCCAUUUUGCACCCUGUUUCGUAAACGCUGUGCUGUAA